Penaeus monodon (black tiger shrimp) is the source of this 1175-nucleotide messenger RNA. Its product is annotated as ribonucleoside-diphosphate reductase subunit M2-like. Gene Ontology annotation, biological process: deoxyribonucleotide biosynthetic process. Gene Ontology annotation, molecular function: ribonucleoside-diphosphate reductase activity, thioredoxin disulfide as acceptor. The record is from RefSeq and is a predicted model, not a curated record. NCBI's taxonomy places the organism in Eukaryota, Metazoa, Arthropoda, Malacostraca, Decapoda, Penaeidae. Gene Ontology annotation, cellular component: cytosol.
CCUCAAGCCAGCACAGAAGAUGAGCCUCUCCUGCGUGAGAACCCUGGUAAGUUCGUCAUUUUCCCCAUCCAGUUUGAGGACAUCUUCAAGAUGUACAAGAAGGCUGUUGCUUCAUUCUGGACGGUUGAGGAGGUUGACUUGUCCAAGGACUUGGCUGACUGGGAAAAGUUGAAAGAUGAAGAACGACACUUCAUUUCUCAUGUUCUUGCAUUCUUUGCAGCCUCGGAUGGCAUCGUUAAUGAAAACUUAGUCGAGAGAUUUUGCCAAGAAGUCCAAGUUCCAGAAGCGCGCUGCUUCUAUGGUUUCCAGAUUGCAAUGGAGAACAUUCACAGUGAGAUGUACAGUCUUCUGAUUGAUACAUAUGUUAAGGACCCUACUGAACAGGCAAGGUUGUUCAAUGCAAUUGAGACCCUACCAUGUGUGAGGAAGAAGGCUGACUGGGCCCUAAAGUGGAUUGCUCAUGAGACUGCCUCGUAUGCUGAAAGGAUAGUUGCCUUUGCUGCAGUAGAGGGAAUUUUCUUCAGUGGUUCAUUUGCUGCUAUUUUCUGGCUAAAGAAACGCGGUCUUAUGCCUGGUUUGACUUUCAGCAACGAAUUGAUCUCUAGGGACGAGGGGCUCCAUACUGACUUUGCAUGCCUGAUGUUCAAACAUUUGGUAAAUCGUCCUUCAAAUGAGAGAGUCCGGGAGAUUAUUCUGGAUGCUGUUAAGAUUGAGCAAGAGUUCCUGACAGAUGCCCUGCCCUGCAACCUCAUUGGCAUGAACUGUGUCCUCAUGAGGCAGUACAUUGAGUUUGUGGCUGACCUGCUCUUGGAACUGGGAUCCGAGAAGAUGUUCGGUGUUGAGAAUCCCUUUGACUUCAUGGAGAAUAUUUCACUUGAGGGCAAAACCAACUUUUUUGAGAAACGUGUUGGAGAAUACCAAAAGUGUGGUGUCAUGAGUCCUCCUGAGCAAAGGCACUUUACUCUUGAUGCUGACUUUUAGAGGGGUUAUUUCUUUCAUUAUUUAUUUUCUUUUCCAUUCCUUAUUUUCCAAUUUUCUGAAUAGUAAAAAACAUUGCCAAAGGUGUAGUGUCAUGUCUUCUGUGUUUAAUGCAUACUUCUGUUCAUUCUCCAUCUCAGUCUGUUUCUAACUCUUCCUUCCUUAUCUGACCAAAUUGGUGAUGUUUUAGCUUUCAU